AAACCUCUUCUGCACGCUAAACCUCAACAGCUGAGAACACAGGCAGUGUUUUCCUUACCUUUUUGGCAGAGUAUCACUUUCAGCUGACUCUGGCAGAGCUGCUAUGACCGAAACAACAGGUUACUCGAGGAGUGGGCUUGUCCUUGUUAAAAACCCACACCUGGACCUGAUGGAAGAGGAUGUCCUGUACCACCUGGACUUGGGAACGAAGACGCACAACCUGCCAGCAAUGUUUGGGGACAUAAAGUUUGUCUGCGUUGGCGGCAGCCCGAACAGGAUGCGGGCGUUUGCCCAGUUCAUGCAGCGGGAGCUGGGGCUGGCGGGUGCCGGGGAGGACGUGGCUGACAUCUGCGCGGGGUCGGACCGCUACGCCAUGUACCGGGCAGGGCCCGUGCUCUCCAUCAGCCAUGGAAUGGGCAUCCCUUCCAUUUCCAUAAUGCUCCAUGAGCUGAUCAAACUGCUGCACCACGCAAAAUGCCGGGACGUUACUAUUAUACGCAUGGGUACUUCUGGGGGCUUAGGGAUCAAGGCUGGGUCUGUUGUGAUCACUGACACGGCCGUGGACUCCUCCUUCCGGCCACGUUUUGAGCAGGUGGUGCUGGACGAUGUGGUGGUGCGGAGCACCGAGCUGGACAAGGACCUUGCGGAGGAGCUGCUCGCCUGCAGCAGGGACAUUCCUGACUUCCCCACACUCAUUGGCCAUACCAUGUGCACCUACGACUUCUACGAAGGUCAGGGGAGAUUAGAUGGUGCAUUAUGCUCUUUUUCCAGUGAAAAAAAGUUGGAGUACUUAAGGAGGGCUUAUGAGGCCGGUGUGAGGAAUAUUGAGAUGGAGUCCACUGCAUUCGCUGCCCUGUGUGGACUGUGCGGCCUCAAAGCCGCUGUCGUGUGCGUGGCGCUCCUGGACCGGCUGGAGGGGGACCAGAUCCGGGCGUCCCACGAGGUGCUGUGGGAGUACCAGCAGCGGCCGCAGCGGCUGAUCGCCGCCUUCAUCCGCAAGCGCCUGGGGCUCACCCGCACGGACUGAGGUGGCGGCAGCAGCACGGGGCCCGGCCCGGCCCGCGGAGCCCGCUCCGGGAGCGGCAGAGCUGCGGGCCCCGGGCUGCCCGGAGCCAGCGGAGCCGCGGUGCGGCUGGGACCGCGCUGACACCAUCUGCGCUGGCAGCAAGCUCAGGCUGUGGAACAGAGCUGCAGAUUCCUCACUCCUGGCUCCAGUCGCCGUAAAGGACUGUCCUGUUAGGGUCACUCCUGUCCACAGCGAUCUUCCAGGAAGGAGAUCCCUUUGCUUUGGGCAUAAAGACAAAACCUAAGUAAAUAACAUGAAAAUUAAUCCAUAUUUGUGACCAGCCAAGGGGUCUGCAGAGCUCUCCUGGCAUGAGCAGCCUUGGUAGUGCUGUGCAAAACUCUUUUAAUGACCUGCAUGUUCUCCACUGUUUUGUGGACCUUCCUUGAAGGACAGGCACCAUCUGUGUGGGUUUCACUGUUUUGUGAAACCACCCCCCCCCAAAUCCUCAUUCUGGCCUCACUAUAUCAACUAAAGGCCCAACCUACUGUUGCACUGAGGUAGCCCAGACUUCUAUAGACUUCUACUCAGUCUCUACCCUGAGACAUUACAGACAUGAAAACAACCACAAGUCUAAGCCUAAAAAUCUGUACCCACUAUUUCAAAACCAAUGUCUGUUCCCUAUAAACUUUCUUUUUCAUUAACAUCUUGGUAUUUAUAAAAUAUGACAACUAUUA
Haemorhous mexicanus (house finch) is the source of this 1740-nucleotide messenger RNA. It is a transcript of the gene UPP2, whose product is annotated as uridine phosphorylase 2. Gene Ontology annotation, cellular component: cytoplasm; cytosol. Bases 104 to 1027 code for a protein of 307 amino acids. Gene Ontology annotation, biological process: nucleotide catabolic process; uridine catabolic process. The transcript is spliced from 7 exons. Lineage: Eukaryota; Metazoa; Chordata; Aves; Passeriformes; Fringillidae. The record is from RefSeq and is a predicted model, not a curated record. Gene Ontology annotation, molecular function: uridine phosphorylase activity.